AUGCCGCAGUACAUAAUGGUGUUGGUGGUGUUGGCCGCUGGUAUCAUGGGAGUGACUUUAAGCAUCGCGCAAAGACCUUCCUUAACUCUGAUGAACGCCUUGCAGUCUGUGAGUGUAGCCUGUGCUGCAGUAUCAGUGAUAACCGUGUGCCACUAUCUGGUAGCUUUGUCCAGUUUGAUGGGUUUGGUUUAUACCUCAACGCUAAGCAGAGGUUACUAUGAUAAAGAUCCCCUUUUCUUUGCUUGGGACCAGCUGGCGAAUAUAAACUUUACCGCAAAGCAAAACUCCAUGGUGGCUGUUUCUUCCCUGAUCAUCAUAUGCUCCAUCAUUGAGAUCAUUCUUGCGGUGGCAGCCAUCAGGAGCAGUGAUAUAACUGGUCAGAGCUCGCAGGAACAGCAAGUGGGCAUUUGCUAUGGUCAACUUGAAGCUUGUCAGGUGCCGAUCCAUAUGCAAGGGCAGCCGACCUCAGUUGCAACCCAACCACUGGUGGCUUUUCCAAAAUCAGGCGUUCGCCCGGUGUACACUACUAAUUAG
This is a messenger RNA of Pocillopora verrucosa, 534 nucleotides long. The record is from RefSeq and is a predicted model, not a curated record. NCBI's taxonomy places the organism in Eukaryota, Metazoa, Cnidaria, Anthozoa, Scleractinia, Pocilloporidae.